This is a messenger RNA of Serpula lacrymans var. lacrymans S7.9, 1958 nucleotides long. RefSeq lists its product as uncharacterized. The transcript is spliced from 9 exons. NCBI's taxonomy places the organism in Eukaryota, Fungi, Basidiomycota, Agaricomycetes, Boletales, Serpulaceae. The record is from RefSeq and is a predicted model, not a curated record. Bases 298 to 1929 code for a protein of 543 amino acids.
GAUACUAGGCACUGUUCUUGAAGGCACGGCUCACCCAACACUGUUGUGACCACCACAGAAUCCGAGUCAGCCAGCGCACUGAGUACUGUCACACUAUACACCAUUCUCAGCAGAUACGAUCUUUUUUUUAUCUCCCAGCUCUUGCGUGCGAAAAGCAAGUCUCAUACACAUUCACAUUACAAGUCGUGACGUCGAGGAUCACUACCCUGGCAAACUGCAGGAACUUCAAUACACUAGUUUUUGCCGUGAACUAGAAUAUCUUAGGUUCGCUUGGAGAUCAUUCUAAGUGGAAAAACAAUGGACAUGGAGGAGGAACCUCUCGAGCUAGGGCCGAACACGGAAUUUCUUCAAGCUCUGCACUUGUCUCCCGACAUCCAUGAUAAGGAUGUCCGUGGUAUACUCAUGCCAAUGAUUUUGUCGGCAAUUUACGACGACAAUCCAGUGUUAUCCCUUGAUAAAAUAUGGAUAGCUGUAGAAGAUAACGAUGGCCAUACGUACUUGGACCCGCUUGAUGUUUUAGGCCAUCUAAUCGCCUGUCCUCGGCAAGGGGCAGAUGAUUUUAUGUACUUUCUAGGUGCGCACUUUAGCCCAAAGGAAGUUAUACUGGCGAUGCAAGAAUACGUUGAGCGCAUGAAAAUCGGCUUUCACGAAGAUAAUGCCGAAGAAAACCAGUUAGCACCAGCAGCGCAACUCGCCAACGUGGCUCUUGUGUAUAAUGUUUCUAUAUUUCGAUUAGUGUUGAAGAAGAAAUCACCAUACGAAACUAUAUUCCCAUUAUUGUCUGAGCUCACAUCGGUAGUCAAUCUAGUGGGCGGACGUGCUGCCAAAGUUGAUGGCCGGAAUUUGAUAAGGGAGAUAAGUAACCUAGCAUCUUCCACGCACAGAUGGGUAGUUCGGAGUUCUAACAAACAUCCUGAAGAUAUCCAGAAUACCAAUGACCUUCUUGGAAAGCUAAUUGAUACAUCUAUCCAAUCAUGUGCAUCAUGUAUCCAAUCAUCACUUGCUGCUAGGUCUUUCGAGGCUCAUUUCCCUCGACUUGUUGUGACUUCCUAUGUAAGUCCAGAUUGGAAUAAUGGACAAGCAGUUAUUUUUUCUGCAAUGAAAAUUUUGGUUAUCCUGGGAAUCGAGCCUGAAAUUAUUUGGAACCCACCUACUAUCAGCAACCUCGUUUAUCUCGCGCACUCCCCACAUCCGUUAGCGGAUCCACUCCAGCUUUUGAAUAAAAUCUUGCCUGUUCUCAUAUCAUCCCUACAAAUGAAUGUGGCAUUGGACGAAUGUCUUUACCUUCUCCUAGAUUGCCUAACACGGAUGUCGGCCGCUGUGGAUCUCCCAGACGAGGUUGUGAUACCGCUUUGCGAUACACUCCCAGCGUUGGCCAGUGGUCAUCCAGAUGCCUUCAUUAGACACAUUACGUUCCGCCUCCUCUCACUGGUUCUUGCACUGUCCUCUCCUCCAUUACGCCUUCAGAUUCUUCGGGAGCUGACUUCGGAGCUCAGUCCACCUCAGAUGCGUGCCUCUGCUAUCGGCUUGGUGAAAGAAGCGAUGAUGGAGGCCUUAGGAUCACCUGCUGCGAAGGGCGCAAACAUUUUUGCUUCUCCUCUUCUCUUACAGGCCUUCGGUCCCAUCCUUUUUAGAACCAGCCCUCCUUACUUCUUCUCAAGUAUUCACUCACUUGAUGACAUCCGAGAGUCCUUGGAACCGGCCCGUUUGGUUGAAUGUCUUUCACUGUAUUAUGUGCUGCUGCAAAGAGAUACAGAAAACAAGACGGGCGUGCGAGAUCGCGAUCAAAUCUCUAGCGUCAAAUCGUCAUUACUGAAACCACUCAGCCUCUUUUUGGAGCAGAACGAACGAACUGUGGUUCAGCUAAUAGCCCUCAGGGUUAGUCUCGACAGAGUUGAUGAUGCUUUAGAAAAAAUCGAAAAAUCUUGAGCCAAGAAAUCGAAUAUGCUUUCUCCCUG